Molecule: messenger RNA, 2286 nt
Organism: Durusdinium trenchii
Lineage: Eukaryota; Dinophyceae; Suessiales; Symbiodiniaceae
Source: the annotation of a GenBank genome assembly
AUGGCGAACAUCAGCGACCGGAAGAGCAUCCCGCAGAUCUUGGUGGCCACUUGGGAUGCUUUUCGCCUGGUGAUCCUGGCAGAUCCCUUCGACAACAUUCACCUCACCAUCACCGACGUGAAGAUCUCAGAGGUGCCUGGGGCCUCUCGCUGGCGACUCUCCACCUGGGAGCUCCCAGAAGAUGAUAAGGAAGGGACUCCAUACAUCAGGGACGAAGCUUUCGUCGAGGGCUUCCUGGUGCCAGGAAGAAUUCAGGUCUACAAUGCCUUUGGGCAGACGGGCCGUGAGGGUGCAGCCAUCCUGGGCCGCGAAUCCGAUUUGUUCUUCGACAUGACUUCAUCGGCAGCCCUGCGUGCUGGCAGUGACCUGGUGGUGGAAGCUCGAGGUGCUGGUCAAACUGGAUUCAAGCUGUUGAGCGAGACGGCUGCAAUUUGGACUUUGAAUGCAGAUGGAGAUUUCGACAGCAAGCUGGGUGAAUGGUACUGCACGGGCAUGCGAGACUUGUUUGACCCCGAGAACGAGACAGCUGUGAACCUGUCCAAGGAGAUCUACCUGCCGCAUCCUUCUGCGUGUGAAUGGGAUGAGACGCGAAGGGACAUGCUGAAAAACUUGGAUCGCAGUGAGCCAACGGCUGAGCGCAUCGCCAAUGUGGUGGUGUUGAAGAUCUCGCAGGGUGCUCCUGUGGAAAGCCGGCUGCGGCUCAUCUUCAAGGUGCAAACGCCCAGCGACCGAACCACCUUCUUGCAAGAACGUUGGUACAUCGAAGUUCAGCUCAUGGACCACAGCACCGGCAUGCUGAACCUGGUGACCACCAAUGAUGGUGGCCCCGUGCCACUCUCGGUGGUCACGCAGCUUCCCACGGAGCCGCCCCCGGAGCCCUCACACGUGGCGCCCCUGACACGAGUGGAGGUGCUGUUCCAGCUGGACCCUUUGGACACGGGUGCAGAGGCUUUUGCCCUGACUGCACCGCCUGGCUACACCUUCGUGCACCCCUGCCGCGUGCCGUUUCAGGUGAACAAAACCAACAACGCAGAGAACAUGCGUUGUUUUCCCCUGCCACCUCUCAAUGGCCGCAGCCGAGCGCGGGUGGAUUGCCAGGCGGAUCGAAGCGAUACGAAUGCCAAGGGCCUUGGCACCGACUGCUUUCGUGAGGCACCUGCCGUGAUCUAUGUUUCCACGCCCGAGGCUUCUGUGACCGCAGCUGAGAACGUGUGGUUCGUUGAGGCGGUAGAUGUCAUAGGCGGGAACUACAGCUCCAUCGGCGACCGGCUGGGACGGGGCACCCUGGCUGGAUUCGAAAUCGUUGACAUGGACGUGCAGGUGGUCUAUGGAUCUUUGGCCUCGGUGCCGGUGGACGUGGGCAUCGCCUUCUCCAGUCGAGUGGAUGUGCCGCCCAACGGCCAGGUGAUGGUCGUUGGGCCGCCUGACCUGCAACAAUUCGGCUGUGUGAACAAGCGCGGCACUGUGAAGCCCGGCUCUCUGGGAACGAUCAGCAGCUGCCGGAGCGCGGUGAACCCCCCCAGCGUGACCAUUACUUUGAACCAGACUCUCCCGGAGGGCUUGCACUUGGUCAUCGUCCCUGGUGAAACACCUCGACAAAACCCACUGGCGGGGCUCAACACCUUCGACAUUUUUCUUCGUGCUCCUGAUGGAGAAAAUCUGGACGUGUCGUUGAAAGUGCCUGGCGAACCCGUGCAACAAGGCUUGAGAGCCAGUGUGUUAGCGUUUUGGUGGACUCAGCUUCUGCAGUAUGACACCUACUUCACAGUGACCGUUCCCAUCGAGAUCUUGGACGACGUGGACAUUGAUGUUUGGGGGAUCCUCAUCGACUUCCCGAAGGAGCCAGAUUAUCGACUGGACACCAUGGAGAUUCAGGCAUCUACAUCCUUCGGAGAAGGCUUGUACCUCUCCUCCAGUAGAUCGCCCUUCCAAGCCAAAGUGGGUGACAACCAGCUUUUGGUACACUUGGACAAGACCAAGAAGUUGCGGACAGGCCUCACAUUGAUCAACCUUCAGAUUACCCGACCGGAGCGUUUGCCCAUGUUCAACUUCUGGCGGAUUGCCAUGUGUGGCAACCAGAUGGGCGAGAAUGGCGAAGGUUGCACUCUGGGCGAACCUCGCACAGAACGCGGACCAGCGGUGAUUUGCGUCUUUGCAUCCGGAGGCUUUGACCCCUUGGAGUAUAGCAGCCCUCCACAGGACCUGAAGACCAUUACUGGUGGCGCGUGGCGCAGCAAGGUGAGCUUCUUGCUGGGCAUGGCAUGUGGAGCAGCAAUGACUUUGUAG